Messenger RNA from Zerene cesonia (dogface butterfly), 4949 nucleotides. Its product is annotated as zinc finger protein 91-like. Gene Ontology annotation, biological process: regulation of transcription by RNA polymerase II. The record is from RefSeq and is a predicted model, not a curated record. NCBI's taxonomy places the organism in Eukaryota, Metazoa, Arthropoda, Insecta, Lepidoptera, Pieridae. Gene Ontology annotation, cellular component: nucleus. Gene Ontology annotation, molecular function: DNA-binding transcription factor activity, RNA polymerase II-specific; RNA polymerase II transcription regulatory region sequence-specific DNA binding; zinc ion binding. The transcript is spliced from 5 exons. The coding region runs from base 204 to 4913 and encodes 1569 amino acids.
ACAUGCGCAGAACGACAGGUGGUCGACGGCUCGACCCAGCUAUUGCGAACGAACAUCGACUUCUCAUGCUCAUCAUCAGCCGCUAUCGUGCUCAAGUAAGAGCGAUAUGCAGUGCUUUGUGUUGAAGUGGUCGUGGUGACAUGGCGUCCGUAUUUUGAGCGUUGUGAAUGGUGUAAAUAGUUCAAAAUAGUAGUUUAUUUACAAUGAAUGUGAAUUAUGAUCGUGUUUGUAGACUGUGCUUGUCAUCUCGAGGCGAAUUACUGCCAAUAUUCCCUACCACCAGUUCGGAUGACUCGGAACCUCCUGCCCUUGUAUUGAAAAUAAAGGAAUGCGUGUCCGUUCAGAUAAACGAAAAUGACGAACUGCCCACUAAUGUCUGCAGGAAAUGCUUGGAUAAUGUUAAUAACUGGCAUAUAUUCAGGACAGUCUGUGAAAGGACACAAAACAAACUACAAUCUCUGAUUCAUAAAGAGAGCAGCCAUCUAGAAGAGGUUCACAUUAAAACUGAACCAAAUGAAGGAUUGUCAGAUGGUGGAUAUGAUGAUGGGAUUACAAUUGAUGGAACAUAUCCUGAUAUUGAGAAUGCUGGGCCCUCUAGUAAAAUCCAACCUGAAGGACCUCCGAUAUUGGCAUCUUUGGGACUCACUCCAAGAAGUGAUAAGGGUGUGGAAAGCGAAAAAGAUGAAGAAGAAGAAGACGAAGAGAUGAACGAACAACAAAACUUUUUGAACCCGCCCAACGUACCGGAAGUUUCCAUUACAGUAAUGCGCCCUACAGGAGAAACGCUACACGCGCGACAAGGCAUACAGCAAUUAGCAUCUAAGGAUUGCCUAGUUUGUGGCCGAUCCUACAGGUACUCACACAAUGCUCGACGUCACGAGCUCACAGCACAUAGCUUCGAUAGAUAUACAAACAAAAUUACCAACAAAAAAUCUAACCGCUUACAACCAAAACUGAGGCCUAAUCCAUUCAACCCUAAGGCCCGUUUAAUGCCAAAUCCUAUAAGCCAUAAAAUGCAACUGAUCCCAAAUACUCCAAUGGCUAUCAAGAUGAUGCCAAAAAAAACCAUUGUACCACCAAAACCCAUUCCAAUUAAGAAUGUCAAACCACAACAAAACAAUUUGCCAUAUCCUUUACGUAUUAAAGCAUUAAAAGAUUUGCAAAUCAAAAAGAAAGAACCACAAAUCUUGAAGACGCUGCUUACAACGAAGCCUGAGGUGUUAGUGUCUGAACCUGAAAUUCUUAAUUCGGGUCCUGAGAGCCCUGAGACAUUAAUAUCAGAACCUGAAAUAGCUUCUUUUCAAGUAGAGACUAUUCUAUCAGAGCCAGAUGGUUUUAUAAAUCAUCAAGAUGAAGGGGAAAAUGAUGAGGAAAUGCAAAACCAAAGUCAGAACUAUGAUACUGUGGACAUGGACUCUGACAACGAGAUAGAAAUCGCUCGUCAACGUGAAAAUGAAGCUGAAGGUGACCAAAUUGAUGUCCAGGAUGAAAUGGAAACUGAACAAGCUAUGAAUAAUGAAGAAAACGAAAAUGAGGAACAGAAUGAUACUGACAUUGAACCUAAAGAUGUUGGUGAAAGUCAAGAAGAUGUAAAUGACGAUAACAACGAUAAUGAAAAAGAUGUAAAAGAGAAUGAAGAAGGUAAUGAGGAAAAAGAACCAAAUCAAGAUGAAGAAAACCAAGAAAAUGAUGCUUUCGAUCCCGAUUUACCGCCGCUAGCUCCAGUUGUGGAGAUAAAUGAAGAUAUGCAAACCACCUCUUAUAACAGCGAGAUGAAUGAAGAAGAAGAAUUAGAACUUGACGAUUCAGCCGACCCUAAUGACGCAGUCGAUGGCGAUGAUAAAGAACUCGAUCCGGAUAAACAGUAUGUCACCAAAACGCAAAAGGAAUUUAUCCAAAAAUAUCGCGAUAUUAUUGAACAGAUCAACACAAAAAGAUGUCUUUGCUGUAAUAAAGAACACCCAAGAAGAAAAGCAGUUAUACAACAUUUGCAGAAAAAUGGACACAAAGUACCUAAACAUACUUGUUACAAUUGUGUCGUAACCUUCAGUCACAUAGGUGCUCUGCUAAGUCACAUGAGAUCAAACACUUGUACUGAUCUGUGGAAAAUCAUUUAUAAUGAAAAUGGAAUCAGUGAUGAUCAAGUUCUAGAAGAUGAACCGAAAGAUAUCAAGGUGCAAUACAAGGAUAUAUUUAAUGCUAGAUCCUAUGCUUGCAAGUUAUGCCCUGCAAAAUUCCAAUUGAAACAAUUUAUUAUGAAACAUGUGUUAGAUGUGCAUGAGGAUGGCCAAUCACGGGUACAUCUUGCUUGUGUUCACUGUGGGUCUCGAUUCAAAGAUAAGAACUUGUGGAAGAAACAUAUCCGUAACGGUGAAUGUACUGUUUACAUCGCCUGUGAUUUAUGUUCAGAGACAUUCGGCAAUGUGCAAGAUUUCAAUGAACAUGCUCUGGCAAUUCAUGCUGGUAGUUUUGAUCCUGAUAAUCAGAACAAAUGUGUCGACGGUCGUCCGUCUGAUUGCCCCAUUUGUGGUAAAAAGAACAGUGGUUAUCCUAAUUUAGUAAAGCACUUGAAGAUAAUACAUAAUGAAGAAAAACCGCAUUACUGUCAACAUUGUGAUUCUAAAUAUGAGUUAGCCACUGAUCUUAACAAGCACAUAUAUAUGGAACAUUCUGAUAAGGUGUUAGGGGCGCAGUCCUCUGAACCAGACAUGUCGCUUAUAAAGGAAGAGACAGAGGAAUAUCAUUAUUCUUGUACAGAAUGUAACGCUAUAUUUGAAACUGUCGAUGCAUGGACUGAUCAUCAGGUCGCAGAACAUAAUCAAAUAGCGCACCAUUGCGACCAAUGUGAAAAGAAAUUCCUGCGACCAUCUGAGCUGGCAGAGCAUAAAAAUAGUCACUUGCGCGUCAAGUUAUACCCAUGUAAUAUUUGUUCCAAUUCAUAUAGUACUCCACAAAAAUUAGCGGAGCACGUCCAACAGACUCACCCUGGAAUGGGAGUGGGGGCGGGAGAAACAGAAUUCUUCUGCGAUAUUUGUGUGAGAUCAUUCAAGAGCCGUCAAGCCUUCUCAAAUCAUAUGCGUAUUCAUGCUAAAGUGCCCUCUACUAAGCGAAAGUCUGGAGAGACUAAAAGUUUUGCCCCACAAAUAAUUGGUAAACCAAUUCGACAUUUUUCCAUGGUACAACCUGGAUUUAGUCCAUUUAAACCAAACUGUAAUGUACCAAACGCACCAUAUUCGUGCGAUAUUUGUGGAAAAGGAUUCAUGCACAAGAAAAACAUCUGGAAGCAUAAGAAAGUCCUACAUGCGGAUAUUUUGAACGAUAGAAAUGAUAGCGAGGAGAACACUAUGCAUGCAUCCACAGAAGAAGACGAAUACAAUCCCGAUGAAAAUGGAGCUAUUUUAUCAACGCCACAGUUUAAUAGCUUCAAUUUUGCAAAUAUUGCAACUAGCAUGCAGUCAGCGCCUUCUCAGGAUGCCAUGCCAUAUUCCUGUGACCUAUGCUAUAAGCGAUUUCCUCUUAAAACUAGCCUGUGGAAACAUAAACGCGCUAAGCAUGGAAUUAUUAAUGCGAGCGCCACAGAAAAUUCGGUUGAGGUUAAUAAUAGUAGAUCUAGUUGUACCAUAUGUAAAAUUUCAUUCACAGACAAAAAAUCAUACUACAGGCACAGGAAAAAUGUCCACAAGUCGACUGUGCAGAUGUGUAAAAUAUGUGGCAAGCCAUUGAAUUCUACACUGGAGCUUUAUGAACAUCUAAAAUCUGCUCAUGCCCGAGAAUUGUUAGGCUACAAUGCUAGCCAGGGCCCUAGUAAAGCUCAGGAUAUCAGUCAAGAUAUGGAACUUGAAUAUGAGCCAGAACCGGAGCCCGUGGACCCGAGUGCGGACUACCAAGCUCGUUAUCCGUGUGACACUUGCGGAAAACAAUUUGUUGGGUUGCUCGCUUUGCAAAACCACCAAUGUAUCAAUCAAGUUACACAACAGCCCCAGACUUUCGAUUGUGAAAUUUGCCACAAAAGUUACACCUCUAUUGCUGCGCUCAAGAGUCACCGUGGAUGGCACCUGCGCUCGCCCGACGGCAAGGCUGCCGCAAACAAUAGUGGCCUCUGGAUGCCGCAAAACAAAGUAACGAGUAAAGUUAGUAAAUACGAAGUCGUCGACCCAUCUCAAUUAGCCCGUGUCACGCACACCACCACCAGUCCGGCCUCCAUUGCCAAGCGAAGGUUACCGCCAGAGGUGGAGGUGACCGUUGUAAAUCCAAAUAAAAAGAUGCGAUCCGACGACUCCAUCGAGAUGGAUCAGCAGAUUACAUCUAGCGGCGCGGACGAUAGAUACUGUAACAUAUGCGAUCGGGAAUUUACGAAACGAGCUGCCUAUCAGCGCCACAUGGACGAGGUGCAUCAGCCAAACUCUGUGUUCUGUCCCGUUUGCGACAAGAGCUUCACGCGGAAGUCCACUUUAAUCGUGCAUAUGAAGAAGCACUACGACUCUGGAGAGGGCAGUUCGAGCAUGACUCCGCAAGACGAAGACGCUAAUUCGUGCGAAGUAUGCGGGGAACAGUUCGAGAGCGCUAAAGCUCUGAGCGUGCACCGUGAGACUCAACACGGUGAUGAAGACUCUAACGAAUCUGAGGAUGACGGUUCAGUCCCGCUCCCGCAGCCCGGGGAGUUCACUUGUGGUCAGUGUGGGGACGGGGUUGCCACUCCUCGCGAUCUGAUCGCGCACAGGACUAUGCACUCGACGCCUACAAAGUUCUUCUGCAACAUUUGCAAGGUUUACUUUGCGAGAGCGAUCGACCUAUCGUCGCACACGCGAGCCCGGCAUUCGGAUAAUGAAAAAGUUUUCUUCCCUUGUGCUAUGUGCGAUCGGUUUUAUAUGAAUAAGAAAAGCUUACAACGGCACAUCGAAAUGGCUCACUGAUCUUCACUUUAAGGCUGGUUAAAGACCAGCAGGUUU